AACAUCCCUAAUUUCAUUUGUUGUUGGUUUGACUGGCUGGUCGUGUUUUUGUGGCGCUACUUUUGCGUAACUGGAACUUUCUGUGAAGCCGCGGUUUUAAACGCUUUGACAUGGUGUUGACGAAGGAAUAUCGCGUGUGCAUGCCGCUAACCGUGGAGGAGUACAAGAUUGGUCAGCUGUAUAUGAUAGCACGCCAUAGUCUGGAGCAAUCCGAGGAAGGAGAGGGUGUUGAGGUGGUGGAGAACAGACCCUGUGAAGAUGCCGUCCAUGGCAAGGGCCAGUACACAGAGAAACACAUCCACUUGUCGAGUCGACUGCCUUACUGGGUGCAAGCAAUCUGCCCGCGCGUUUUCUAUGUGAUAGAGAAGUCCUGGAAUUACUAUCCCUACACACUAACAGAAUAUACGUGCUCCUUCAUACCCAAGUUGCAUGUCCUCAUCAAGACAAAGUAUGAGGACAACAAUGGCACCACAGAAAACUGUCUGGAUCUUACUGAGGAGGAGCUGAAAGUGCGCUCUGUGGAUCACCCUGACAUAGCUUUCGAUGAAUUCAACGCUAAGCACUACAAGCGCGAGGAGGAUCCCAAAUUUUUCAAAUCAGAAAAAACAGGUCGCGGACCGCUGAUUGAGGGAUGGCGGGAAACGGACAAGCCCAUCAUGUGCUCCUACAAGGUGGUCCAUGCCAGCUUCGAGGUCUGGGGUCUGCAGACAAAGGUUGAGGAUUUUAUACAGCGCGGCAUUCGCGACAUACUCCUGCUUGGACAUCGACAGGCCUUUGCCUGGCUGGACGAAUGGUACGGCAUGACCCUGGAGGAUGUGCGUGACUACGAGCGCAAAAAACAAGCCGAGACCAAUGAGAAGGUGCAGGCAGCUGGCGAUGCCCCCACCCAGAGUGGUAGUGGCAGCAAUGGACGUAAUACGCCCACUCAGGAUGUUGAUUAAGUAAAAGUCAAGAGAUUUCAGCUCUUGUGAAUGUUAUACCAAAAUUUAAUGUAGACAAAUGGCAGGAAGAGUGUACCUGCAUAAGAGGCAACUGUUAAACAUAUGUACCUACAAACAUAUGUGAAUAUAUAUUCAUAUAUACUAUCAUUGCA
This is a messenger RNA of Drosophila pseudoobscura, 1093 nucleotides long. It is a transcript of the gene rdgBbeta, whose product is annotated as cytoplasmic phosphatidylinositol transfer protein 1. Gene Ontology annotation, biological process: phospholipid transport. The record is from RefSeq and is a predicted model, not a curated record. Bases 111 to 941 code for a protein of 276 amino acids. Gene Ontology annotation, molecular function: phosphatidylinositol binding; phosphatidylinositol transfer activity. Lineage: Eukaryota; Metazoa; Arthropoda; Insecta; Diptera; Drosophilidae. Gene Ontology annotation, cellular component: cytoplasm. The transcript has 7 exons.